AUGGCCGCGGGGGUUACAGUGAAUCCAGAUAAGGCGCAGACUUUCCCUUCAUGGAUUGAGUACUAUGAUAAAUUCGAAAACGGGCAUGCAAGUACAGGAACCUGUACAAAUGGUUGCCAGGACAAUAUGAACCAAGUCCCAACCACACAUUAUACUGGAGGAUUAACGGAGAUAAAAGUACAAAACGCAAUAUGUACAGCGUGCAAAAUUUAUAAGGACCCGAGUAAACUAUCUAACAAAGAAGCCUAUCAUUUUCUAUAUUAUUGGAUAGGGGACAAAUUGUCUAAGAGUAGCAGUGUGAAUGAUGGUACUUUCGGACAGCAUGUGCAGCGUGCUUGGCAAACUAUAAAUGGAUAUUGUGCGCCGAAGGGAAGUAGCACUCCAGUAUGUGGACUCCCUUACGGGGAUAGUCCGAACAAAGGCACAUUCAAUAGUCAGAAAAUAAUAUUCGAUUUCUCUUAUGACUAUAGUACCAUAGAAAAGGAAUUCCAGAAUGUUGAUUCUUAUUGCAAUGGGCAUCAAUGGUCGCCCUAUCGGGAAAAAAUUGAAUCAGCAUGUAGGGAAGUGGAAAAAUAUUGCACCAAUGAAAACAGUAAUAAUAGUGUAUAUUGUGCCGACUUUAGUGAUAAGUACAAAGUAUAUUGUGAAGCAGCAAAACUGCCAAAACUGAAAUGUGACUUAAAAUUUGCACAGAAAACUGCAGCGCAGGCAACAGAAGCAACACAAAAAGCAGAAUUGGCAGAACGUGAGAAGGAAGCAACACAGGCCCAAUUAAGUGAUGCUCUCAAUCAAUCCAGCACUGCUUCGUCCCUUUCUUCUGCCUUCGGAACCUUAGCCUUAAUGGAACUACCUGCAGUCGCUUAUCUCUUCUAUAAGUAUAAACCAUGGUCUUCCUGGUUUGGUAACCAUUCUAAUGGAGGAAAAGGCACAAGAAGAAAGAGAAGAAGAUCUGUUGGACACCACUUUGAUGCAUCCACCGAGGACAACUUAACGGAAUAUACCAUGGAUAAUUCCACAAUAGAUCCAAUGGAUGGCGAUUCCAGCACACUACGAUCUGAUGUAUACAACACAAGGCAGUCCAGUGGAAGACGAAAUAGUACACGGGGUCCUGGAAUAGUAGGUUAUCAAAACAUGUAA
Molecule: messenger RNA, 1137 nt
Organism: Plasmodium knowlesi strain H
Lineage: Eukaryota; Apicomplexa; Aconoidasida; Haemosporida; Plasmodiidae
Product: KIR-like protein
Exons: 3
Coding region: 1-1137 (378 amino acids)
Source: RefSeq, a predicted model, not a curated record